AAUGGACAGUAUGGAUAGCCACAGCAGAAGAUUCCAAACCUCGCAAGGAAUCUCCAGUUCAUUUAGUUGUAUACGGUAAAAAUGGUAAAACUGACUCCAUAUUAUUGGGAGAUGGUAAACCAGAUUACUUUGAAGCCAACACAACUAAUGAAGUUGAUAUUAAUGUAGGAAGUAUAGGACAGAUUUACAAGAUACGUAUUGGACAUGAAAACAAUGACAACUGGGAAGGAUGGCAUCUAAAAGAGGUAAAAAUGAGAGACAGGAAAUCCAAAGAAGAAUUACUGUUUACUUUUGAUAGAUGGAUGUCAAGAACUGAUGAUGAUUUAGAUAUCGUCAGGGAAAUGCCUGUUAUUAGAAGUGGACAGAACACAUUACCAGUGAUGAAGUACCAAGUACAAGUUUACACUGGUACAGUAGAAAACGCUGACACAGAAGCCACAUGUUACAUCUGCAUCUAUGGUGAGCGGGGAGACACUGGAAACAGAGUCCUCUACAAAUCACUCAACAAUGAGAUAAAGUUUCAGAAAGGACAGAAAGAUAUUUUUGAAAUUGAAGCAGUUCAUCUUGGUGAUUUAGAGAAGGUGGUGGUUGGACACAAUGGCAAGAAAUCAGGGCAAGGAUGGUACAUAGAUAAAGUGAUUGUGAGGGAGUCAUCUGACUCUGAACGUGGUGAUUAUUUCCCAUGUAAUAGAUGGUUAGAUGUCAGUAAAGAUGACAGGAAAGUAGAAAGGGAAUUGAAACCUGGAUCUGCAGAUGGUGAGUGGACAUUAUGGAUUACAACAGCUGAAGAUUCCAGACCUUGCAAUAACUCAGCAGUACACCUUGUUGUAUAUGGUGAAAAAGACAAAACAGACCCUAUUAUAUUGGGAGAUGGUAAACCAGAUUACUUUGAAGCAGGCACAACUGAUGAGGAAGAUAUUAAAGUCAAGGAUAUUGGUAAAAUCUUCAAGAUUCGCAUAGGAUAUGACCAUGGGGCUGACUGGGAUGGAUGGCAUCUAGAAAAAGUUAAAAUGAGAGAAAGAAAGACUGGGGAGAUUUUAGAAUAUCAGUUUGACAGAUGGAUGUCCAGAACAGAGGAUGAUCUGGAAAUUGUCAGGGAAUUCCCUGCUAUCAGGGAAGGAGAAGACAUUUUGCCGGUUCUCAAGUACCACAUUGAAGUCAACACUGGUACAGAAGAAAAUGCUGACACAGAAGCCACAUGUUACAUGUGUAUCUAUGGUGAAAGGGGAGACACUGGAAACAGAGUCCUCUACAAAUCACUCAACAAUGAGAUAAAGUUUCAGAAAGGACAAAAAGAUAUUUUUGAAAUUGAAGCAGUUCAUCUUGGUGAGUUGAAGAAGGUUGUCGUUGGUCAUCAUGGGAAGGAGCCUGGCCAAGGAUGGUUUUUAAGUGAUGUGGUUAUCAAGGAAGCACAAGAUGCUGAAGAGGAAGUCUUCUUCCCAAACAACAGAUGGUUGGAUGUUGGGCAAGAUGAUAAUACUAUUGAAAGGGAGCUAUUGCCAGGACAAAGAGAGGGAGAAUGGGACAUAACUAUAGUGACUGCGGAAGACUCUAUUCCAGCCAUGGAGGCUGUAGUGUAUCUUGUUGUGUAUGGUGAUCAAGGCAAAUCAGAUAAUAUUCCACUGGGAGAUAAUGAUACAGUGUAUUUUGAGCCUGGUAGAAUAGAUAUUUUUGAGAGAGUGAAGCUGAAUGUUGGUAAGAUUUACAAAAUCCGUAUCGGGCACAAUGACAUUGACAAGUGGGAUGGAUGGCAUUUACAAGAGGUGAGAAUGAAAGAAAGGAGUACAGAGGAAGAGUUGAUAUUUAGAUUUGAUAGAUGGAUGGCAAGGAACCAAGAUGAUUUGGAUGUACUCAGAGAAAUGCCAGCAAUAAGGCAAGAUGAAGAAGUUCUGCCAAUAUUCAGAUACUUUAUUACUGUGUUCACUGGUGAAAUAGAAAAUGCUGCUUGUGAAGCUACCAUCUACAUGUGUAUCUAUGGAGAGAGGGGAGAUACCGGCAACAGAGUUCUGUUUAAAUCACUGAACAAUGAAAACCAGUUUCAGGAGGGACAGGUCGAUAUGUUUGAAAUUGAAGCUGUCUCCUUGGGGGAACUACAGAAAGUUGUUGUAGGUCAUGACAACAAAGAAGCUGGACAGGGAUGGUUCUGUGAAAAAGUUAUUGUUAAAGAAGCACAAGAUUCAGAUGCUGAAUUCCAUUUCCCAUGCUCUAG
Saccoglossus kowalevskii is the source of this 2209-nucleotide messenger RNA. RefSeq lists its product as uncharacterized. Gene Ontology annotation, molecular function: protein binding. The record is from RefSeq and is a predicted model, not a curated record. NCBI's taxonomy places the organism in Eukaryota, Metazoa, Hemichordata, Enteropneusta, Harrimaniidae.